UCAUGCUGCUGCCAAGUCUAGAGUCUCUCAUGGGUCCCUGUACGGCCUCCCAUUGCUGCUGUCUCCAUCGCCACACUCUGCCAUGUGCCACUUUCAGGUCUCUUCACACUGCUGGUGUGUUUAAAUUUUUUGACAUAGGGUGCAGGCAGAUUACGGGCCUCACAUAGCUGCUGCCAGGCCCCUAAUCUGCCAUGGGCCCCUAUAUACCGCCUCCUCAUGCUGCUGCCAAGUCCAGAGUCUCUCAUGGGUCCCUGUACGGCCUCCCAUUGCUGCUGUCUCCAUCGCCACACUCUGCUGCCAUGUGCCACUUUCAGGUCUCCUCACGCUCCUGCUGGUUUCCAUUUUGUCA
Molecule: messenger RNA, 349 nt
Organism: Staurois parvus
Lineage: Eukaryota; Metazoa; Chordata; Amphibia; Anura; Ranidae
Source: the annotation of a GenBank genome assembly